UAUCGAUUUCAUUUGAGUUAUCUGAUAACAAUAGAGAGGGUCCCAAAAGGAUACCAAAAUCAAGAAAGGUUCUCUUCAUUCAUUUCAAGAAGAACACAAAGAAAAUGGGAAAUAGUUUAGGCGGAAAAAAGACUGCGAAAGUCAUGAAAAUUGAUGGCCAAAUGAUCAAAUUCAAGAUUCCAGUACGUGCCGUGGAUGUAGUAAAGGACCAUCCAGGGUUCGUUUUGUUAGAAUCCGAGGCAGUGAAACAUUAUGGGAUUCGAGCAAAACCCUUAGAACCACAGCAAGAGCUUAAGCCAAAAAGGCUCUAUUUUCUGGUAGAAUUGCCCAAGUUUCCUCAAGAGAAAAACCCGAGGCGAGUUAGGUCAGGCAUUCAAAUGAGUGCCAAGGACCGGCUCGAGAGCCUAAUGCUGGCGAGAAGGUCUGUAUCGGAUCUGUCAAUAAUGAAACCACCGAGCCUUGCUGUCGACGAGGAGGCUGCGGUUCAAGAAAAGUCAGAAAAUGGCGGUGCAGUGAGGUUGAAGUUGAGGCUUCCCAAGGCGGAGUUGGAGAAGUUGAUGAUGGAUAGCAAGAAUGAGUCAGAGGUGGCAGAGAAAAUUGCCAACCUUUAUAUGGCCAACACCGGCGCCACCACCGACUUUGUCAGCACCUUGGAACCCAACAAGGUUCAACAUGGUGGUGCAUCAAUGCAGCAACAUGGGAAUUGGAAGGCUGAUCAUGGUAUCAUGAAAAGUGGCCUCAAAUCUCGCGAGAAACGCGUCGGGUUUUCGCCAAUAAUGGAAGGAGAGAUCCAACUUGCUAUGGCUUCUUAGCUGCCAAGAAAUCAUACUUUUGAAGCAAGUUAAACAAAUAGCAUAGCCAACAUUUACAUUUUCACUCGGAAUUCCCUAAUAAGAGUUCCCAACAACUAGCAGAUCUAAUGUUUCUGUUACUUUUUGUGUGUAUAUAUAUAUAUGUGGCAAUGUUAAGAAGCUGAGAAUGAAAGUUUAGCUUUAGGUUGAGCUUCAAGAGGGAUUGUGAAAGAGUAGAUGUUCAUGGUCGACCAUGUACAUUAAAUCUUUUUCAUUAUUCUGAGACAAUAAAGAAUACUAUACAUGACAAGGGAGAUGUAUUCACCCUUAUAUAUCAUCCCAGUAAGUUCACUUUUCUUAUUUUGUUGUAAUGCACCAGAAAUAAGUCAUUAAUCUUACA
Messenger RNA from Olea europaea var. sylvestris, 1191 nucleotides. RefSeq lists its product as uncharacterized. The coding region runs from base 105 to 812 and encodes 235 amino acids. Lineage: Eukaryota; Viridiplantae; Streptophyta; Magnoliopsida; Lamiales; Oleaceae. The transcript is spliced from 2 exons. The record is from RefSeq and is a predicted model, not a curated record.